AUGACGUCGCUGAAUAGUGAACAGUCGACGAAAUUAAAGUUUAGUGUUGAUAGUAUAUUAGGGAAUAAUGAAAGUACCCAAGUGUCAGAGGCUAGGCCGCAAGAGCCUCCGUGUUCAGGAUGUGUGGCGGCCCUUUACAGGUGUUGCAGAGACGAGCCGUUGCUUCAACUGCAAUUGCCCCUACCAUAUGCACACUUGCAUCCAGCUUUAAGACCGACUUCAGUUUACCGGUUACCACUUCCUUCGCCUCCACAUUCCUCUACACCCCGAUGUGACGUCACCUCCACGGGCAAAAGAAAACGAUCAUGGUCCCGCGCUGUGUUCAGCAAUCUUCAGAGAAAAGGACUUGAGAGGAGAUUUCAAAUACAAAAAUAUAUAACAAAGCCAGAUAGGCGACAGUUAGCAGCUACUCUUGGAUUAACUGAUGCUCAGGUAAAAGUGUGGUUUCAAAACCGGCGUAUGAAAUGGCGACAUACGAAAGAAGGUCGUGCGGGCCUUAACUCUGUGGGCAGCGGGCGAGAUCCAGAUUCCACAGCUCAGGAGGACAAUGAAGAUAUCGAUGUAGAUACUCUUAGUGAUUAG
Molecule: messenger RNA, 582 nt
Organism: Pieris macdunnoughi
Lineage: Eukaryota; Metazoa; Arthropoda; Insecta; Lepidoptera; Pieridae
Source: the annotation of a GenBank genome assembly